CACUUACACCUUGCCGCUCCAUUCGUUAUUCUCCCUUCAGCCAACUGUGAUGGCUACUUCGAAAAUCCACUAUUCCUUGCUCGGCUCAAAAAAGAGCGAAGGAUCCAAGUGAAACAUCGUUUUUCUGUUGAUUUGGAUAACCACGUUCUCCUGAAAGACGGAAAACCAUUUCAAUAUGUAUCGGGAAGCCUUCAUUACUUUAGGAUCCCAAGCAUUUAUUGGCUUGAUAGACUUUUGAAAGCAAAAUCAGCUGGACUUGACGCCAUUCAAAUGUUUGUCAGUUUUACUUGA
Messenger RNA from Protopolystoma xenopodis, 291 nucleotides. NCBI's taxonomy places the organism in Eukaryota, Metazoa, Platyhelminthes, Monogenea, Polystomatidea, Polystomatidae. The record is from the annotation of a GenBank genome assembly.